UUGCUUUUUUUAGGCCCGAUCGUCUUCAUAUUCCUUCUUGAUUUUAGAACAGCGCCGGUGAUAACAGGCCUAUCGGAUGUGAUUUCAUUUACGACGAGAACAGGCACACAACAGGGUGUUCGAUCGCAUGUGCUACGUGUGGAGACACAUCGUGAGCUGGCGGCAUGGGUGAAAAGCAUCGUCACAUGCACCUACGAGGCAUGCACGGAAACAGGCCAAGUCUCAUGUCCAUGCGCCUGGCAAGAUGAGCAGUGCGAAUUGGUACUUCAGCUCGACAAAGGUAUCAGCCUGAUCGGGCAUGACGGGCAAAUUCGAUGGCAAUAUCCAUUCGAGGCAAUUCGAGCCACCGGCGAUGACGGCAAUCGUUUCCUGUGGAUCGAUUUCGGGCCACCAUCCGAUGAAUUGGUACGCUUCGCAUAUGCGAUUUGACG
Gongylonema pulchrum is the source of this 431-nucleotide messenger RNA. NCBI's taxonomy places the organism in Eukaryota, Metazoa, Nematoda, Chromadorea, Rhabditida, Gongylonematidae. The record is from the annotation of a GenBank genome assembly.